CCACGGUUUGCACGUACAGAUUUGCGCCGCCUGCAAAGCCAAAAAGAUGGCCAUGAAUGCCCUGGGGUCAAGAAGGUCAAGAUGUCGAGCGCUGCUGAAGGCCGGCAGCUUGAUUUGGCGGCCACCCUGAAUGAGGUGCUGUGCCUCUGCUCGCUGAGCUUCCAGGUUGCGUUCCUGGACCGGCGCGGCGAGGGAGAGGCCAGUGAUGUGGCGCUCGGCAGCUCGCCGCGCCUGGCGGCGUCGGCCGGAAUGGCGCUGGCGACACUGGUGGCGCUGCCGGCCGUGACCGUGGGGCCGCUGCUGGUGGUGCCUUGCGGCUUCGUGGGCCUCUUCCUUGAGCUGGCCAUGCUCCUGAGGCAGAGCUGGUCCUUUUGCGUGCUGGCGGGAGCUCUUGGCCUCCCCGUGGGGCAUGGCCUGCUGCUUAUCCCUAGUGUCGCUUUCCAGUACCUCCUGCCCGCGCUGCUGGGCCCAGCGACAGGCCUGGGCCUGGCAGCGUUGCUGGGGGGUGCUCCUGCGGCGCAGAUGUGCCUGCCCCAAGUGCUGCUGCUCCUCGUGGUGCACGGCGCUUGCAUGCUGCGAGUGCUGAAGGUGGGCAACUGGAAGUGAGACAGAGGA
Molecule: messenger RNA, 615 nt
Organism: Effrenium voratum
Lineage: Eukaryota; Dinophyceae; Suessiales; Symbiodiniaceae
Source: the annotation of a GenBank genome assembly